UUCGGAUAGUCGCUUGGUCGCCAUUUUGUUGGAAGAACCCCUCAUUGCGCUAACUUGACAGAUAUCUAACAUUCAUAAUGACAAGCCUCGACUCCCAAACCUCCGAGGGAGAUUCAGACAACAUGAACCCUGAACCAAGAGAGCAAUUUAUUGUCCGUGCCCGUGGGCUGCCUUGGUCAGCAACUGAAGAUGAUGUUGCAACAUUUUUCUCAGGUUGCAACAUUAGAGAUGGCCCAAAAAAUGGUAUUCACUUCACCUACAGUUCUGAUGGACGUCCAAGUGGUGAAUGUUUUGUAGAGCUUGUAUCUCUUGAAGAUAUGGAAAAAGCUUUGAGCAAACGUAACAACUUUAUCGGCAAGAGGUAUGUUGAGGUGUUUGAGUGUAAGAAUGGUGAAAUGGAGUUCACAUGUAAGAGAAUGGGACAACCUCCUGAUCAAAGUCAUGAAACUGUUUUGCGACUCAGAGGACUGCCUUAUAAUUGCUCGAAAGAGGAGAUUGCUCACUUCUUUUCAGGGCUGGAGAUAGUUCCCAAUGGGAUAACAAUCACUCUUGACGAGGACGGGAAGACCACGGGGGAUGCUUUUGUGGAAUUUGCUACUCCUGAUAUAGCUCAGCAGGCUCUGAAAAAAAACAAAGAGACAAUAGGGCACAGAUACAUUGAGAUAUUUAAAAGCAAAAAAACAGAUAUCAAAUACGUAUCUGCCCCAAAACUUAAACCUUUGAUGUCAACCAGACCUGGACCCUAUGACCGAUCAGGAGGCUUUGGUGGGGGACGAGGAAGGUUUGGUGGAGGUGGAAAUGAAAGAAGAUACAGGGGAAGAGGUAACCUUGGAGGUCCAGUCUUUGGUGGUGGUUAUGGUGGUGACUUCAAUGGAUAUGGAGGUGGACGCGGGGGAGGAAGUCGAAGUGGCCGUGGAGGCAGAGGAUCAGGCAGAGGUGGAUUUCGUCAUGGAAGGGGUGGUGGAGGAGGUGGUAACUUUGGAAUGAUGUCAAGCACUGGUCACACUGUUCACAUGCGAGGACUGCCAUAUGCUGCCAAGGAGAGUGAUGUUAAACAGUUCUUUAUGCCUCUUAACCCUGUUAGUGUAUGGAUGGAAUAUGACAAUGGUUCUUUCAAUGGGCAAGUGGAUGUGGACUUUGCAACACAUGAAGAUGCACAAGCGGCUAUGUUGAAAAACAAAUCAUCAAUGGGUCAUCGUUACAUAGAGCUGUUCUUGCGGUCCAAUCCUGAGAGUGGAAACAGCCAGGGGUGGGGUGGCUCAGGAGGAGGGCACAACUUUGGUGGUGGACAUGGUGGUGGAGGUGGUGGUAACUUCAGAGGAGAUAACUUUGGAGGAGGAAAUUUUGGCGGUGGAGGAGGAAAUUUUAAUGAUGGCGGCAACUUUAACAACUUUGGUGGUGGUGGUGGUGGUGGUGGAAAUAGCUUUAACAACCAAGGUAACAUGGGAGGAUUUGGUGGCCAAGGAAACCAGAACACUGGCUUCAACAACCAGCAGCAGCAACAGCAAGGCGGCUUUGGCAAUCAGUUGCAAGGUGGUGGCAGUGGGAAUUUUGGCAACCAAGGCAACACCUUUGGUAACACUGCCUCUGCUGGGUUUGGUUCAGCUCCCAGCAGUGGAAACUUUGCCUCACAGUCUAACUAUGGGCAGAGUACUAACUAUGGUGCAUCAGGUUAUGGAGGGCAGAUGUCAUCAGCAAUGAACACCGGGAUGAAUACAGCAAUGAACACUGGCAUGAACACUGGCAUGAACACUGGCAUGAACACUGGCAUGAAUACAGCUAUGAACACAGCAAUGAACACAGCCAGUUAUGCAACUCCGGCAGCCUUUAGCAAUCCUGCUCAACAGAACACUCCUUUUAAUCAGCAGCAGCAGCAGCAGCAGCAGCAGCAACAACAACAACAGCAACAGACGGCAUAUACAGACAGCUCAGCAUAUGGGGCAUCAGCUGGAGGAUCAUUCUUUGGUGGCAUGCAGACUCAAAUUAAGCAGGAGCCCCAAGCCGCAGCCAACCCAGGCAUGGUGUCUUAUCCUGGAUAUCAGUGAUUUUUUUCUUUUUUUAACUACGAUGACAUACAAAGGACAUUUGCAUAUGUAACCCUUGUGUCGUGUUAGAUCCCUGUAUAUUAUUUUACAAGCUUUAAGUUGCUUGUCACUGAUUUUCAUACCAUGAACAUUACUUUUUUUCCCCUUACUUUACUUAACGUUCAGUUCUACAAAGUAGCUAGCUUGUCAUGUUUUGUGAAAGGCACUCUUUCCUUUUUAUCCAAGAUAUGCCUUUCAAAUCGUAUUUGUUCUAAAAUAUAUACACGUAUGUACUGACUGUAGUAACUUCAUAUAAACCUUUGCCGUGUAUGAGAAAAAGGAAGGAACUUGCCAUGAGUUUCUCAACAUAUUGAAGCUAUUUAUCAGGUUUUCAUUCACUGCAAGGAAAGUAAUGUUAAUAAAAGUAUGUGUGAACUUUUUUUUCAACUUUCUGGGACCCAUAUGGGUUCGUAAUAAAUCGAUUUAUUUACAGCA
Stylophora pistillata is the source of this 2519-nucleotide messenger RNA. Its product is annotated as heterogeneous nuclear ribonucleoprotein H. The record is from RefSeq and is a predicted model, not a curated record. Gene Ontology annotation, molecular function: RNA binding. Lineage: Eukaryota; Metazoa; Cnidaria; Anthozoa; Scleractinia; Pocilloporidae.